AUGCUACCGCCAUUCUCGACGGCAUACGUAAAAGGUUGGAAACGAGGAGUCAUGCUUCUAAUCACUAUUCAGGGUAUUCGGGAGCUGGACCUCCAGGAUGACGUGCCACACUGGGUGAAGGUGAGCUUUGGAACCAUUCAUGCUUCGUUCGGGGUCUUUGCAGAUGACACCAAGGGCAAAGUUAUGGCAAACCGAGGCAUGACCAAGCUUCUCACCCAUGAAGUCUUGGCCAAGGAGGUCUUUAACAAGGGCUUCUCGUCAGGAGUCAACUCUUUGGAGCAAUGGAAGGAGGAGUUGCGCAACCGCGAGGGGGAUCAGUUAGUCAUGCUGUUCUUGGAACGAAUGUUGGCCGACCAUGAUGGAUGUGCUCCGCAGAUGCGCAAGCCACUGACGUACCGGGAUGCUCUCAGCAAACAUCAAGCAUGCGGAGGGUUCCUCCACUACUUGAAUGUUCUUCAGAAAAUUGCGCCAUCUGGGGAGUUCGCAGCGAUGGAAUCCGAUCUGCGAAAUCAAUUUCGCUUUGGGUAUCUUGAUCCUGAUAUCCUACACUCUUUGGAUGCGACAGUUCCCCCAGGAGAUGCUCAGAUGGUCGGAGCCUUCCGGACACAUAUUGCCAGGGUGGAGCAAAGUGUGAGGAGCGAGAAGCUGAAAGUAGAGCAGGAACAUGCUGCAAGUGUGCGAGCUGCCGAUCUGACGCAGCUGCUUGCCCGGAUCGAUUCAGAUUUGACUGUGCUUGCAUCGCGGGAGAACAACAGUGCUUCCAGAGCUGUGGAAACAGCGAAAGACAUGAAGUACCUGUACGAGAGGCAGUUGAAGGGAGAGAAGUUUGUGGACACAUGGAUGGCAGAAAACUGCAAGCUGCUAGAAGUUGAGCCCGACAUGAAUGCAGUGGUGCCUGGAUUGCUGGCGUUCAAAGAGCAGUUCCGAGGAAUUCCUGGAAAGGAGUAUAUCAUGUGCUGCUACGAUGCAACCGUCUUUCCAUCGAACGCCCACUAUGUGCGUCAGAGUGGCAUUGCCGUGGCGAACAUUCUGGCUUUGAGUCCUGCUGCUUUCUGCCAUACUCAGCUCCCUGUGAACCAGGCGCAGACCUCUCACACAGCCGUUAUAAAACACAGACGGCUCCUUGAGGAUCAGUUUACGAAGGCCAACCUGAACAUCCUGUACCAGGUGCAGCUCUUGUUCACGAAGACUGAUGGGGGAGGUCGAGACAACAGGGCGCUCAGUCAGCCAUGCUUGGCGCUUCUUCACAACAACUUCGACAACCCGGUGUGGCUGAGCUCGGAGGCAGUCUCGAAGGGCAGAGUUGGGCCAGCGCCAUUUCUCAAGUUCAGCGACUUCAUCGGCUUUGAUGAAACAACGCGGCCAUCGGCUCAAGCUCGGGUGGAGCAGAAGGGAACAGAGGCGCACUUAGCCCUGAUGACGGGAUACAUGGAGGGCAUGGAUAUCAAACAAGAGGAUCGUGUCAUCAUUUGCGAUGUGGUGCCAAACAGGCAGAAUGAGUUUGGCAGAGCAGUCGUGCAGAAACGGUUGGCUGAUCCCACUUCACCGUUGCGGUACAUCGGCUUUAUCAGAAAGCAGGAUGGGCCUGGGGCGGGCUCUUCAAUUUCGGACAUUUCGAAAGCGCUGAGGAGCCAAGUGUGGAACUUUUGGGAUGAGAGCACCGAAGCGCCGCCGAAGACUCGACCUCAAGAAGGUGAUGCCCCUGAUUCGAAUGCUGCGCCUGACCUGCAAGUCUUGGCGUGGCAGAGAGGUCACCCAAUAUGGCCAGAAGUCUUGUGGGAUCGUUUUCCUGAUGGAAGCACCGAGCAAGCUUCUUUGAAGGUAAAGCACGGUGAAUUUCUGAGCAAAUUCCCUUCUCGGCCUGAGUCUGCAGCUCGGGCUGCUUCUGUGUCAGUGCCCCUGCGGGUUGGUGGUUUGUGUGACUUCAGCGUCGACGGUGGACUAUCGCCUUUGGAUUUCACCAAGCAGGUGUCCCUGCCAGUUGUCAAGGAAGCGGACUUCAGUGUGACAAGGCUUGGUUCUUGUGCCAUGAGGAAUGGCAGACCGGCCCUGGCUCUCACGACCACCUACGAUUUGUGGAUUGGCAACACCAGCGACGCCCAGCUCAACUUGGAAGCUGGGGAGCUGUUUGGAUUCAGCACGGGUAACUAUGAAGAGAUCACCCUGAGCAGUGGUGUGCUCACAGAUCCGAACGGAUUGGUGCUGCGCUUCCGCAACGACUUGGAGCUGAUUGUGACAGAGGACAAGAAGGUCAUGGCUGUGUGCGAGUACCUCCGAUACCUUGCCACAGAGAAGGGAAUCGGGUCGCUGACCAUUGAAGACCACAAAAUGGAGCAGCGAAUGCAUGAGGCCACUACUGGUGCAGACGCUGUUCCCAUGUGCUUCCGCUACACGAUCACAGCCUUGGAGUCGGGGAGGACACAUUUGUUCAAACCGAACGCAUUCGAGUCAGAGACUGUUCCAACCCAUCGCACUUUUGGAGCCCUCUACAACAACAGUUACCAGAAGGUGGUCCAGAAUAAUUUGGCCUGUGUCUUGUGGGAGGCUCGCGUUUGUUCUUGUCAAAAGCGCGAAAACGUCGUUGUCGCUUUUUUUGCAACCAUAGUCAACCAAAUGCCGGACGACGACCACUCUGAUUGGGAUUGGUCCAAUCACUCUGAUUUUGACACAUCAGCGGCCAGGUCGAGACCAGCUCUUCUCCACCGAUGA
Messenger RNA from Durusdinium trenchii, 2709 nucleotides. The record is from the annotation of a GenBank genome assembly. NCBI's taxonomy places the organism in Eukaryota, Dinophyceae, Suessiales, Symbiodiniaceae.